This is a messenger RNA of Cynoglossus semilaevis (tongue sole), 2059 nucleotides long. RefSeq names its product claudin 5a (gene cldn5a). Gene Ontology annotation, molecular function: structural molecule activity. Gene Ontology annotation, cellular component: bicellular tight junction; membrane. NCBI's taxonomy places the organism in Eukaryota, Metazoa, Chordata, Actinopteri, Pleuronectiformes, Cynoglossidae. Bases 708 to 1355 code for a protein of 215 amino acids. The record is from RefSeq and is a predicted model, not a curated record. The transcript has a single exon.
UUACACUGGCAAAUCUGUUUUAUAUGUUGGCUUCUAUUUACUGUUAGGGUACAUGUGAAAUUUGUUUCCUAAUAGUCUACCGAAUUAAACUGGUAUUUGGGGUUGUGUUUUUUUUUUAAAUUGCUACAUUUAAAUUGUUGUUUUUUAUUUUUGACCUCAUUCCACAGUGGGUGUGAUACAGUCAUUUUAAGCCGUGUAAACCACAGAUCAGUGGCAUUAAACUCCUUGUCUGAAAAAAAUCAAUAAGAGCCUCCCUGACUCACCGAACCACUGCAUUUCAGCUGCUCCUUCCAUUAUAUUACCACACUGUGUGUUUGCUCCCCCUCUAUAACUGUUCAAACUCACAAUGCGCCCUGGACCGCUUUAUUCAGGCUCACAACCUCCCUGCCUUGUUAUUGGUCCCCAGAGGAUGCGUUGACGGCUGAUUGGAGGAAAGUUUCUCCUCUUGUCCACACACCCCACCCGACAGAUAUCCGUGAUUCGCUCCUCCUGUGAUUCCAGUUGUUUUCACGUUCUCUCCUGAACAAAGACUCUGUCCUUUUUCAUCCCGGCUCCAGAGUGAUGUGCAACUAACGGAGGGAGUCAGCAGCCGAAGUUAGAGCGAAGAAGCGAGGUGCAGAAAUACACCUGACCUCCCCAAGAGUAGAAACCAGAAGGGUUGUUAAAAAAAGUUCCCAGUUAGAGUUGACUGAACAUUCAGAGUGAAAAUGGUGUCGGCUGGACUGGAGAUCAUGGGGCUGUCGCUGUGCGUCAUCGGCUCGCUCCUGGUGAUGGUUGCGUGCGGACUGCCUAUGUGGAAGGUGACGGCUUUCAUCGAGGCCAACAUCGUGGUGGCCCAGACCAUUUGGGACGGUUUGUGGAUGACGUGCGUGGUCCAGAGCACGGGUCAGAUGCAGUGUAAGGUGCACGACUCGGUCCUCGCACUCACCCACGACCUGCAGGCGGCCAGAGCGCUCACCGUCAUCUCGUCGGUGAUGGGUGUCCUGGGGCUCAUGGUGGUCAUCGCCGGGGCGCAGUGUACUAACUGCAUCCGCGCCGAGUACGUCAAAGCUCGGGUGGUGAACGCCGGAGGAGUCAUCUACAUCAUCAGUGGCCUCUUUGUGCUGGUGCCGCUCUGCUGGAUGGCCAACACCAUCAUUUCAGAUUUCUACAACCCUCAGGUGCCCUCAUCCAAGAAGAGGGAGAUAGGCGCCGCGCUCUACAUCGGCUGGGCCGCCGCGGCGCUGCUGCUCAUCGGUGGGUCGCUGCUGUGCUGCUCCUGUCCCUCCAGUGGAAACACGGGAUACUCGGUAAAAUACGCACCGACCCAGAGGGCCUCUCAGAACGGGGACUAUGACAAGAGGAAUUACGUGUAGCCGGCGUUUGGCUGAAGGCAGGCGGUGCGUAAAGGUGACGUGCGGUGUUUUUUAACGGACGUUUUCUUUGCACCUGCAUGCAUCAAAAUCUGAAGUGAACAUCAAAUGGGAUCAGAUGUUUUAACUUCAACACAGACUCAGACAGCCCAAUGCCCACAGCCCUUUUUUGUAUCCACAGGAGAUUGCUUUUCCGACAGAGAAACUGAAGAAUCUCGAGAGGUAGAAUCUCAAACACAAACUAAGUAUCUUUGUUAGGUACCUGCUUUAAAAAAAGUCUUGGAAAUGAUUAGUAUAUAUAUUUCUAAUUUGUCUACUGUUGUAUCUACGAAGCUGUUCUUUUGUAGAGAAACUUUUUGUCAGUUAAAUGUACAAACACUGUUCGCCUGCCUGGAUGUGAACUGUAACUGAGACGAAUUGCACUCUCGUAGACCUGGACUUCCAGGACUUCGAGAACGUCCACUAUAAAAACGGACAUUCAUAGUGAAACCCUGGCAGGCUUUUGUUUUGGUGGAGUUGCUGGUGUGGACUAUUUUUGGACCAAUACAUUCUGGAAAGCCUGGAGUCCCUAAAGGCCACAUAAUGAAAUGUUACAUUCCUUUAAUUCAAUUAUAUUGAAAUCUGCAUGUUUUUCUCUCCCAUUACUGUCUCUAAAAAAGUGUUCUAUCCUUUUUUUAUUCAAGGAAUAAAGGUUGUUUUUCUUGGUU